Molecule: messenger RNA, 980 nt
Organism: Diospyros lotus (date-plum)
Lineage: Eukaryota; Viridiplantae; Streptophyta; Magnoliopsida; Ericales; Ebenaceae
Product: 14-3-3-like protein D
Exons: 1
Coding region: 111-818 (235 amino acids)
Biological process (GO): signal transduction
Cellular component (GO): cytoplasm
Source: RefSeq, a predicted model, not a curated record
UAUAUAUAUGCGUGUGCGUAUAGCCCCACCAUUCUCUACCCAUUCUCACUGUACUCUCCUCCAUCUCUGCAAAUUAAUCCUCUUCUUUUGUCUCUGCAAUUACGCCACCAAUGGAGACUAGAUCCCACUGCCUUUACAUGGCCAAACUGGCCCAGCACGCCGGCCGCUACGACGACAUGCUGAAGUUCAUGGAAAACCUAGUCACCCGCUUCAUCUCUGCCGGCAGCCCCCUCACGCCGGACGAGCGGAGCCUCCUCUUCGCCGCCUGCAAGAACCAAACGGGCUCUCUCCGAGACGCUCUGCACGCUAUGCCGCCGAAAGACGGGCAGAGCGGCCACGCCUCACUCGCCGGAAACUACGGAUCCAAGGCUGAAUCCGAGCUUUUCGAACUGUGCGCGAGGAUUUUGAUGCUUCUAGACUCGCAUCUCAUGCCCUCGGCUUCUGCGAGUGAGUCCAGAGUCUUCUACUUGAAGAUGAAGGGCGAUUGUCAUCGUUACUUGGCCGAAUGCAAGAACGGGAGCGACACAAAGAGGGCGGUUGAUGCGGCUAUGGCUGCUUAUAAGUUGGCCGAGGAAAUUGCCAAGGCCGAGCUUGCGCCAACACAUCCCACGAGGCUCAGCUUGAUGUUGAAUUUCGCAGUUUUUUAUCACGAUACUCUGCGUGAGCCAGAAUACGCUUGUGGAAUGGCGAGGGAGGCCUUCGAUGAAGCCGCUGCUCAGCCGAGCCGAUACAAAUCUCACGAAGGCACCACCGCCUCCGCCGCUCACAUUACGCAGCUGCUCAGGGAAAAUUAUGCCCUUUGGGUUUCAAAUAUGUAACUUGAUUCGUACUAUGAUUAGGGUCUUUCGUAUUAAUAAUUCUUCUCCUUUUUGUUUUUUUUGUUUUUUUGGGUUUUCAAGUGAAGAAGAUAGCUAGGCAGAUUUGUUGAUUUGAUUCAUUAUAUGAAGAGGCCAGAUUUAAUAAUAAUAAUAAUCUUUAUC